Messenger RNA from Elgaria multicarinata webbii, 990 nucleotides. RefSeq names its product potassium two pore domain channel subfamily K member 16 (gene KCNK16). Gene Ontology annotation, biological process: potassium ion transmembrane transport; stabilization of membrane potential. Gene Ontology annotation, cellular component: plasma membrane. Gene Ontology annotation, molecular function: potassium ion leak channel activity; outward rectifier potassium channel activity. The record is from RefSeq and is a predicted model, not a curated record. The transcript is spliced from 6 exons. The coding region runs from base 1 to 990 and encodes 329 amino acids. Lineage: Eukaryota; Metazoa; Chordata; Lepidosauria; Squamata; Anguidae.
AUGGAACACCGCAAAGAUGAGGCUCCUACCAGAAAUAUACAGUACAAGGACAUUAACCCAGUGAGCACUCAGAGCCACAAGGCCGGCUCUGCCUCACCGAGUGCCAUGCCCCACCUCAUGGUGUGCAACCGGCAGCUCAGCUGGACUCUGACCCUGGUGAUGGGGUAUCUCUUUUACCUCCUCUUGGGGGCCAUGGUGUUCCAGCUGCUGGAAAAACAGGCAGAAGCCAAGAGCCGGGACCAAUUCCAAAUAGAGAAGCUCAAGUUUCUGCAAAACUACACUUGUCUGGAUCGACAAGCUUUGGAGCAGUUUGUGCAGGUCAUUAUGGAAGCCUGGGAGAAAGGUGUCAACCCCGAAGGGAAUUCAACCAAUCCCAGCAACUGGGACUUUAGCAAUAGCUUCUUCUUUGCUGGGACUGUUGUCACCACCAUAGGUUAUGGGAACUUGGCCCCCAGCACAGUGGAUGGGCAGGUGUUCUGUGUAUUUUAUGCCUUGUUUGGGGUGCCCCUUAAUCUGGCAUUUCUCAAUCAGCUCGGAAAAGGGCUCAGCGCUCACCUGAUCAACUUGGAGAGAUGGGUCCACAAGCCAGGCCGAGCCCGGAUGGUUCAGACCCUGACAAUGGUGUUCUUUCUGACAGCUGGGACUCUGCUUUUUCUGGUUUUUCCACCCAUGAUCUUCAGUUAUGUUGAAGGCUGGAGCUAUGGAGAAGGCUUCUACUUCACCUUCAUUACCCUUAGCACCAUCGGAUUUGGAGACUAUGUAGUAGGCACAGAUCCUAACAAGCACUAUAUCUCCGUCUAUAGAAGCCUGGCUGCGAUUUGGAUUGUUUUGGGCUUAGCCUGGCUUGCUCUGAUCUUCAACCUAGGAGCUGACCUAAUGGAGAAAUUCCUGCAGCUGAAUUGGCAAAAGCCUGAUCCAGGCACUGCGGAAACAGCCGUCACCAAAUUAGAGGAUAACCCUGAUCAACCGAGGAUCCAUAUCCCUAGCUGA